UUUGGGUCUCCUUCCUUCCACAGAACCCUCCCAAUUUCCUGAGGGCAUCCGCCCUAGCCGAGCAUGUCAAGCCAGUGGUAGUCAUUCCAGAAGAAGCCCCCGAAGACGAGGAGCCAGAAAACCUGAUUGAGAUCAGCUCAGCUCCAUCCGUAGAGCAGCCGAAUGUGUCGGAUAUAUUUGAGCAGACUUUCGGGCCACCCAACGGACUAAAAGAUGACAGAGAUCUGCAAAUCGAAAACCUGAAGAAAGAAAUUGAACUGCUUCAGACAGAGCUAGCGAAGAUUAAGCUGGAAGCUCAAAGGUACAUCACCCAGCUGAAGGCUCAGGUGAACAGCCUGGAGGCCGAGGUGGAAGACCAGAGGAUGGAGAAGCGGAAAGCCUUGGUGGACAACGAGCAGCUCCGAGAUGAGCUGGAGAAGCUGCAGAAAGCAAAAUUUGAAGGAGACAAAACCCGAGGACUCUACCUGGAAGCAGAAAAAAAAGCCAGCACCACCGAAAUCCGGUAUGCCAAGCUGAAGGAGAAGCACAACGAAUUAAUCAACACCCAUGCGGAACUUUUGAGAAAGAACGCAGACACCGCCAAGCAGCUGACCGUCACCCAACAGAGCCAAGAAGAGGUCGCCCGGGUCAAGGAAGAGCUGGCUUUCCAGAUGGAGCAAGCCAAGCGAGAGUCAGAAAUGAAGUUAGAAGACCAGAUGCUUCAGGUAGAACAGAUGAAGAGACAGCUGGAGUCCAAAGCGGGAGAACUGACUCAGCUUCAGCAGUCGCUCAGCCAUUCUAAGCAGGUUGGCUCGGACCUCAACAGCCAGCUGGAGGCCCUGCAAGCCGAAAAGGAGACCCUGAGGAAAUCGGUCAACGAGAAGGAAUGUGAGCUCAUCUCAACCAAGGGCCUCAUUCAAGAGAAGGAACUGCUGUUGAGCCAGGAAGCCGAGAAGAGGAUGAAGGAAGUGCAGGGACUCCAGGAAAAGUUGGUGGAAAAAAAAACUCACGAACAGAACCUGCAGCAGAAGCUCCUGGAUGACCAGUUCCGAAUCUUGCAAGGGACAAUCAAGGAAGCCGAGAGCAUCAUCCAGGAUGCUGUGAGCAAGUUGGACGACCCUUUGCAUAUCCGGUGCACCAGUUCCCCAGAUUAUCUUGUCAGCCGCGCCCAGGCAGCUCUGGAAUCGGUGAAUGCCCUGGAAAAGGGACAUAAACAUUAUCUAACCAACAUGGCAGAUGCCACUGGACUGGUUGCCGCGUUGGCGCAGUUUGCCCAUCUCACGGCAGAUGCCAUCGUGAACGGCAGUGCCACGUCUCAUCUUGCCCCAACGGAUCACGCUGACAAACUGACAGAAUCCUGCAGGGACUGUGGGUAUCAUAGCCUGGAUUACCUGAACAAGCUCAAAGACAAGCAGUCUCUCCGAGAAGCAGAUCCAGCAGACCUGAGGACAACUCUGCAGAGGCUAUUCCAGCUAGGACAGGAACUGAGACCCAAAAGUUUGGACAUCCGGGAAGAAGAACUGGGCGACUUGGUCGACAAAGAGAUGGCCACCACUUCUGCGGCAGUUGAGGAUGCCGUGAGAAGGAUAGAGGAAAUGAUGAAUCAAGCCAGAGUAGAAAGCUCUGGGGUGAAACUAGAAGUUAAUGAAAGGUAAGCUAGGGACAGGGAUGAAUUUGCACAACUAAAAAUUCAGCGUGUAGUUUUCCAAGCGGUUGCACGCUGAAUCUGUAGCCACCAGGAUUCUGUCUUAACAUCUCUGGUUAAGGUAGAUUUGGAGUCACCAGAGCCAGGGCAGUCCUUGAUGAAUCUUCUGGAGAAGAUGGGCUCAAAGCUAUUUCUUGCUAAAUGAAAAGCAGCCUAGCUUCUAUGCUUAGUACAUUCUCCAAAAUGUUUAUAAUAAGCUCAUAUUUCAAAUUCCCACGAACCCUACCCGGCUGUUGGGCAACCGAUCCAUUCGUCUGCUUACAGCACCAUUGUUUUGAGGUGAAAGCCUCACCCAUUCCCACAUCUAUCUGUUGCUUGAAUGGGAGGGUUCCUACAACAUUGUAAUUUUAAGAUGUGUAGAUUUCCAUUUUGGGAGUUAAAAGCCCACUUAUCCUAAAAACCUCUAAGGUUUAGAAGUACUGCUUUGGAUAAAACCCCAACGGACUGAAAAAUAUUUUCAUUUGA
Molecule: messenger RNA, 2149 nt
Organism: Pseudonaja textilis
Lineage: Eukaryota; Metazoa; Chordata; Lepidosauria; Squamata; Elapidae
Source: RefSeq, a predicted model, not a curated record